GGCCCGGCUGGUGAAGGAGGCGGCGGCGGGGCCGGGCCCGGGCCCCCGGAACCGGGAUCAGCGGCCAUGGAGUUCCCGUUCGACCUCGGCCCGGUGCUGGGGGACCGGUUCUGUGUGGUGGACCAGCACCUGCGGCCCGCGGGGCGGCGAGGGCCCGCCCACCGAGGGGACCUGGAGCAGCAGCUGAGGACGGUCAUUGAUGAGCUGGGCAAGGCCUCGGCCAAGGCCCAGGGCCUCCCGUCCCCCGUCACCAGCGCCAGCCGCAUGGAGACCAACCGGCACGUCCUGUACAUCCUGCGGGACCCCGAGGGCCGGGGGGCCCCCAAGGGCGCUGUCAUUGGCUUCCUCAAGGUUGGCUACAAGAAGCUCUUCCUAUUGGACCGCUCCGGUGCCCACAUUGAAGCGGAGCCCCUGUGCGUGCUGGAUUUCUACAUCCAUGAAUCCCUGCAGCGCCAUGGCUACGGGCGGGAGCUCUUCCAUCACAUGCUGCAGAGCGAGCGGGUAGAGCCCUGGCGCCUGGCUGUGGACAGACCCUCGGCGAAGCUCCUGGCCUUCCUGCACAAGCACUAUGGGCUGGAGGAUGCCAUCCCACAGGUCAACAACUUCGUCAUCUUCGAAGGCUUCUUCUCCAACCGCCCCGCCCCCGCCCACCGCCGCCCGCCCCCCAAGCGCCCCGAGGAGCAGAUCAAGCCCUACUCCCUAUCGGAGCGCGACUUCCUGCGGGAGGAGGCGGAGCCUCCCUGGCCCUUCAACCUCAGCCCCGGCCGCCCGGGGGGGUCCCCGGUGCGCGGCAGCCUCCGGCCCUUCCUGCUCCGCCGGGACCCGGAUGGAGGCGCGGACCCCGCGCCCCCCCCCCGCCGCUCCAGCUCGCUCGGGCGCGUCGGCCGCUGAGCCCCACGGCAGGGCCUU
Neopsephotus bourkii (Bourke's parrot) is the source of this 909-nucleotide messenger RNA. It is a transcript of the gene ATAT1, whose product is annotated as alpha tubulin acetyltransferase 1. Gene Ontology annotation, biological process: alpha-tubulin acetylation. Bases 67 to 891 code for a protein of 274 amino acids. Gene Ontology annotation, cellular component: microtubule. The transcript is spliced from 10 exons. The record is from RefSeq and is a predicted model, not a curated record. Gene Ontology annotation, molecular function: tubulin N-acetyltransferase activity. Lineage: Eukaryota; Metazoa; Chordata; Aves; Psittaciformes; Psittacidae.